AUGACACAUGCCGCUUUGCCCUCGCGCCUAGUCCGACUUAAGUCAGCGAGCAUCUCCGAAGGAAGCACAGUGACUGCUACCGAGCGCCGCCAGGUCAUCAAUAUUUUGGAAGCUCGCAUUCGAAAACUGAGAGAUCCAUCUGACGCCCCUACCAGAGAGGACGGUUCAUCCUGCGACCCGAACUUGAUACUGGUUCAUGGAUUUACCUGCAAGUUCUGUAUGGAACGUACGAGCAGCUCUCAAACAAUCUCUCGACACAUAGCCUCGAAGCAUGAGGGGGAAAGGCUUCGGUUAGGAGUCCGGAGAAAAGCCAUGUAUGAACCUGCGUUCCUGCAAGCGUGGGUCAAAAGUCCCUCAGGGGGACGUUACUGGAUUGUCGAGCAUGCUGGUUCCACAGUUAGACCAGUCGGUGGCAAGGAAGCUCACGAUCAUCUCAAGGACAUCUUAGAGCGAGAGCGUGGUAGGCAAAGACUGUUAAAAGAAAUCAACAUGGCAGAUGGAACUGGCAUGGGUAGGAACACGCAGAGCACAAGAUUCACAGAUCUCAAGCCCUGGCUAGAGCGGACCGGCUGGGAGCAAACCUUUCAGGGAGUUGAUCGGGAACUGCUUAGAAACUUGACAACUGUGCCCUCUCUUGCGACUUCACGUCAAUGUCUAGUAUUGAAAUCGAACAGGAACCUGCCUGCCUAUCCCCAUUCCGAAGAACAAAUGACAAGUUCUGCAGACAAUGAAAGCAGAAUAGCCGCUCUAAUGUUUGCCGUGGACGCCGUGAUGGAUCGCUGCGAGCAGACUGCACGGACGACAAGCAGGAGCCUAUUAUGCUGGCUACGUAGUGUACGACCUCAUGUCUGCUACGUCAAGCCUUUCACCUUCGUAGGGAAGGCUGCGAGUAGGAAGAAGUACAUUCGUCUCCUCAAAAGGUUUAUCGCCAUGGUCUUUCGCACCUAUACCCUACCAGCCGACGUUCUACGGCGCCGAGCAGGCAUACGAUUGAAAAAGGCCCAAAUUCGUCAAAUUGCGGCACUUUGGAACCAUGAGAUCUGGAAGCGGCCUGAUGCUUUGACUGAGGCACUUUGGCAAUCGACCCAGUCCCCUGCUGCGGCGGACGUUAAACAUAGCCUAGAUGAAGAGAACACCAAUGACGGGGACCAUUGUGAAGAUGACGCCUCAAGCGGGUAUGAGAGUAGUGUUCCGACAGAGUCUGAGGACUCUGAAGACGAUUUUAUGGUUGAUGGAGAAAGAGAUUAUCAAGACGGCGGAGCACUGGAGCGAGACGAGAUUGAGAAUCACAAUCAAGAGAGUUCCGCGAUGGGAGAAGCCGGCGGGAAAACACUACCAUUGGUCCGAGAAGCAUUGGAACUACUAUUCGGACUGAUCAUGGAGUUCAGUACUGAAGAAGUCGUAGACGGUCGUCCUGCUUCCACGCUGUUGGUGUAUUUCAGUGGGAUCCUUGGAUUCUCAGCCGAUCUCAACGGAUUCCUCCCGGCCAGGUCGUACACGUCCAACCUUGCGGCACUGAUAUAUGUCCAGCGCCUUCUAUUCUUGGAGUAUGCCCUACCUGCACGAGGAUAUCCUUUGCUUGGGAUCUCAACACGCCCUCGGACAGGUCAGGUUUCACGGCUUCAGAAAAUAAGACAGGAAUACCUCGUCCUCGGAUCACAGUCACCAUUCGAAGAACUUUUCUCACUCCUCGCAUAUAGAAGGGCAAUAGCUAGCUCAGAAACACCCGCAUUCCUUCUCACGUGGAGUGAUGAUGGCCAGACGGUAUCAUACAAAGACGAAAUCUCGGUCCACAUGGAAAAGUUCCGGCGUCUUCCAAUGACGCUUCUAGAACGUGCCGAAGCUCUUUUUUCGGAGCUGAUGUACGGAUGGAGACCUCCAUGUGAUCUUUCUUCUGUGAAAGACGACAUGUCAAAUACGACACACGGCUUUUCAUUCGUUAGUCAUCCGAAGAAUGGCUUGACAGACGCGUAUCUGGAACUCUCGUUAAAAGCUUGCACUAAUCAAGCAAGUCCACUUUCACGCAAAGGCAAAUGGCACCGCAAGGCUGUUCUUGCGUUUUUCAAGAAGGAAGAAGCAAUGCGCGAGGUCUUAGCGGAUCUUAUGCUCAUAACAUGUGGUGGUCAGCCUCGCUCACCAGACCUACUCGAAGUCCGCGUUCGCAAUCAUAGGACUGCUGAGCGUAAUUUCUACAUUUAUAACGGCUUCGUGAUAUAUGUCACUCGCAGUCACAAGGCAAAGCGUUCGACAAACAGAGAGUUCAUUGUUGCUCGGCUCCUGCCUUUUCGGGCCGGGCACCUGCUCUAUAUGUAUCUUGUGUAUAUCCGCCCUUUUGUGGACAUGCUUACUCGAGAGCACCAGCCACAUAUAAAUGAAUGCUCCCCAUAUUUAUUCAGAAGCAGACGGGAUCUUGACAGCUCAUGUUGGUCCACCGAACGUCUCACCAGUGUAGUCAGACGAUUUACGCGGGAAGUCUGGGGCCAAGGCGUCACGUUGAGACUCCUACGACAACUCUGUAUCGGCAUAACUGACAAGCAUGUUCGAGAGGUGAGCCAGCCUUUCAAUCAAUUCGACGACCGGACAGAUAAGGCCAAUCUUGGAGUCGCUUUUGCUUGGUCAAGUGGUCACCGCCCCCUACUCUUCUAUUCUUAA
Molecule: messenger RNA, 2652 nt
Organism: Fusarium redolens
Lineage: Eukaryota; Fungi; Ascomycota; Sordariomycetes; Hypocreales; Nectriaceae
Exons: 1
Coding region: 1-2652 (883 amino acids)
Source: RefSeq, a predicted model, not a curated record